Prorocentrum cordatum is the source of this 681-nucleotide messenger RNA. Lineage: Eukaryota; Dinophyceae; Prorocentrales; Prorocentraceae. The record is from the annotation of a GenBank genome assembly.
AUGAUGUGUAGCCGUUUCUGGCUCAGGUGUUUUGUCUGGUUCAGGGGCUCGGCACUUCGAGGUCACAGGGUCCGGCCUCACACUUUCCUCUUCUCGUUGGCCAGUCAGCAGAAGCGCUUCGCAACCAUGGGGAUGGCAUUCACUAAGCUCUUUUCCAAGCUGGUCGGCAAGCAGGAAAUGCGCAUCCUGAUGGUGGGCCUCGAUGCUGCUGGCAAGACCACCAUCCUGUACAGCCUGAAACUCGGCGAGGUUGUCACGACGAUCCCGACCAUCGGUUUCAACGUGGAGACUGUCGAGUACAAGAACAUCAGCUUCACCGUGUGGGAUAUCGGUGGCCAGGACAUCAUCCGCCCGCUCUGGCGCCACUAUAUUCGUAGCUAUCAAGGCACGCAAGGCCUCAUCUUCGUAGUGGACAGCAACGACCGCGACCGCGCGGAGGACGCCCGCGAAGAGCUCACGAAGAUUUUGAACGAGGACCAGUUGCGUGAUGCCGUGCUGCUCGUCUUCGCGAACAAGCAGGACCUCCCGAACGCGAUGCCGGCGGCAGAGGUCACCGAGAAGCUCGGCCUGCACAACAUGCGCAACCGCCAGUGGUUCAUCCAGUCGACCUGCGCCUCGACCGGCGACGGCCUCUACGAGGGGCUGGACUGGAUGUCGCGGGCGCUAUCCUCCAAGAAGUGA